GGUGGUGCCCAGCGCCGGAGCGCCAACAGUGGCCAUUUGCUGUCCGCCCGCCCGCCCACCGACAAAGCACUGCUGGGGCGGCCAGCCGCGAGCCUUAACCACACGGAGUCGAGCUGGCUGCGCUGGGCAGGGCAAAAGAGCGUGGUCCGCCCGCCUUUUCAAGUCCAGCACUUCCGCCCCUCCGUUCGAGCCCAUCUUUGUUUCCAUUACCCAAGAGCUUACCUCACAACUACUGCGCGACCACCCACAGGCCCCAACCCUUUCUUCUUAUCAGACAUUAUCAAUCCCCCAUACACACCGUAUCCAUUCCCCGUCCCGGCGCUGCGGCUGCCCACUGCAAGCGCGUCUAAGCGACCAGAGCCUCUUGUCACCCUGACCGACCUGCCUUUGUCGCCUUUUCCCCAUCUCUUGGCGCCCAACGGCCCCUCUAUCAGGACGGAGGGGUGCGCUGGCCGCAGAUGGGAGAUAGUCUCGUAACAGAUAUGACGGCUCCCGUGGGCAAAGUAGAGGCUCAGCGUGACGGUUCGACCUCGUCUAUCGGAUCGUCGCCCGAGCCUGGCCUGGCCGAGCCAUAUCCCCAGGAAGAGCCCCAGCAGCAGAAGCGCAAAGGCGGCCGUAAACCUAUUUAUGCCACCUCGGAAGAGCGCAAGCAGCGGAACAGGCAGGCCCAGGCCGCCUUCCGUGAGCGAAGAACAGAGUACAUCAAGCAAUUGGAGAGCACCAUUAAGCAUCAUGAGGAUACUCUCCAGAACCUGCAAAAUAGUCACCGCAAUGCCGCUGACGAGUGCCUUAUGCUCCGGUAUAAGAAUUCUCUACUUGAGAGGAUUCUGCUAGAGAAAGGCAUCGACGUUCAGGCUGAGCUACGCGCAAAGACUGGCAGUCCAAAUCUCGGAGCCACCAGACCUCCACUAUCUGCACAUGCCUCGCCCAACCAGGCUCCUCUCCAGCAACGUGCCAUGUUGAAUAGACAGCAACAGAGGCGCUCGCUGCAAGGUCCGCCCAAGAUUGAUGCCUCCAAUGGCCUACCCAUGAUCCAACCUGAUGGUCCUAUUCAGCGAUCUCCCUUGACCCAGCCUACUCCGGGCUCCCAUCUUUCAUCUCCUGCUCAAUCAGCGACUCGCUCGCCCAAUUUCAUGCCCAAUGGUCAAUCAGUAUCCCCCAAUUUUGGACCUAUGCAUUCACAACAGCAACAGCAACCGCAACCGCAACAGCAACAGCAACAACAGCAGCAGCAGCCACAGCAGCAGCAACCACUUCGACCACAGCCACCUAGAUCAAACUUCACCCCUAUGAUGGGAGCUCAACGACCUUCGCUAGUAACAAACCAGCCUUCCUCAAAUGGCAUGUCAAAUGCUUCGACAGUCGGUAACAGCGGAAACGGUGUAACACCGAACAACGGUCCUUCCUCAUUCUACCAAACGCAGUUCACGGACCACAUGAGUCAACUGGAGCAGGAGUACGAGGAACAAGCAGACACCUACGACCACGACGAUCCGAGCGAUCACUCUGCCGGUCCCGGUCCAUUUCCACAACAAAAUUUCCCACCUUCAAACAAUAUGCCGCCGCCAAUGCCGCCUUCCCAGAACCCUCCUUUCACCAGCCCGGCCCCAUUAGCACCAAACGACGGCGGCCAAGUCUUCAAUGGCAUGAGCAACAACCACCUCUUCGACCCUUAUGAUCCAAUGCUCGACGCCGAUCCAUUCGGACUGUCCGCCAGCAUGCACUUUCCCACCAUGUACGAGAGCAGAUAAUGCUACGAGAACGAUACGAUAGUAAGAGAAGAUUAUUCCGGAUGUCUACUAGGGACCGUGUAAAAACUCACCUAUUCAUACCUUCUUGACGACGUUGUUUAGCGGGCGCAACAACUGCUUUUACCCAACCGACCAUGUGUCAUUACCGUACGACAGCGCUCGAUACGAAAGACCCGUCGCCUUGGGAUAGUGAUAUUUAAAAGUUUUCAUUCAAUCUGUGGCUGGACGCGACAGUUGUAUUUGUGACGGGAAGUUUUUUUUAGGCUCCGGCCAUGAGAAGUGGGCAUGCUUUACAAAGCAACCCAGUCUUCUACUGUGGCACUGCGGCC
This is a messenger RNA of Bipolaris sorokiniana ND90Pr, 2080 nucleotides long. RefSeq lists its product as uncharacterized. NCBI's taxonomy places the organism in Eukaryota, Fungi, Ascomycota, Dothideomycetes, Pleosporales, Pleosporaceae. The record is from RefSeq and is a predicted model, not a curated record. Gene Ontology annotation, cellular component: RNA polymerase II transcription regulator complex. Gene Ontology annotation, molecular function: DNA-binding transcription activator activity, RNA polymerase II-specific; transcription cis-regulatory region binding. The transcript has 4 exons. Bases 483 to 1751 code for a protein of 422 amino acids.